Messenger RNA from Gilbertella persicaria, 969 nucleotides. Its product is annotated as ribosomal protein S5 domain 2-type protein. Gene Ontology annotation, biological process: nuclear mRNA surveillance; poly(A)-dependent snoRNA 3'-end processing; rRNA catabolic process. Bases 175 to 963 code for a protein of 262 amino acids. Lineage: Eukaryota; Fungi; Mucoromycota; Mucoromycetes; Mucorales; Choanephoraceae. Gene Ontology annotation, cellular component: nucleolus; nuclear exosome (RNase complex); cytoplasmic exosome (RNase complex). The transcript has 4 exons. The record is from RefSeq and is a predicted model, not a curated record.
CAGUACUAAGGAUCCAGCUGGUUGCAUGAAUGCGUUUCUAAUGCUCUACAGGCUGCUUCUUCAAGUAAAGAUUGACACCCCGAAGAACGUCACAAUUCCACUUCGGCUUUUUUGCAAUGUCGCGUAGAAACUUUUUUUUCUUUCUUUCUUUCGAUAGAUACCUUACAGAAAAUAAUGGACCGCAGACGUGUGAACGGACCAGAGACAAGUGUUCCUCCUAUUUAUAAAAAAGAAGAACAAACCAAACCUGUUUUGAAUGCAGAGAAAAAAAGACUAGAUAAUAGAGCUGUUGAGGAUCUUCGACCUAUUUUCUUGAAAACAGGCCUUAUUACACAAGCGAAUGGUUCUGCAUACAUUGAAGUUGGAAAUACAAAAGUAACAUGUGCUGUAUAUGGUCCAAGACAGUUAAAGAAAGCCGAAUUUUCGAAUUUGUGUAAAUUGUAUUGUGAUUUUAGAUUUUCAACAUUUUCUUGUACGAAGCGAAGAGGGCAAAUAAAGGAUGCCGAGGAAAAAGAAUUCUCACAAAUCCUUGUUGAAUCACUCACACCAGCUGUCAGAGUCGAAUUACUGCCUAAAUCAGCCAUUGAUAUCUACGUGACUGUAUUAGAAAAUGACGGAACCAGCUCAUGUCUUGCUGCUGCUAUCAUUGCUUCCAGCGUUGCAUUGGCUGACGCAGGUAUUGAAAUGUUGGAUCAAGUCACAGCUUGUUCUACUGUUUUGACUAAAGAUCAAGGCAUCUUGAUGGACGGUACAGACUAUGAAGAGACUCAUAAAGAAGGAUCGCUCGUGUUGUCUUAUAUGCCUUCACUGAACGAAGUCACACAUAUCUUACAAACAGGUCGAUCAGACAGUGCCAUCAGUUCUAAAGCUAUUGAACAAUGUAUUGACGGUUGCUCUAAAAUCUACAGUGUGAUGUCAAAUUCUUUAUUACAAUCCUUAGAAAAACCAAAGACUGCUGUCUAAAUAAAA